AUGGUGGACGCUGCUUCUUCCAGUAAUUUCGAUGUUCAGUCUACUCUAGAUGGAGUAGGCUCUCAGCUGUGCUCCCUCUCGCAUUGGGUUACCAAGAAAGGGCUUGUCACACUUCCCGGGAACGUACAUGCAUUCGACGCCUUCCAGGUUGCCGACGGCAAACUCAGAUACACUCCCCUGACUAGCACAAAACUUGAACUUUCACUUCUGGCAUACGCUGCUAGCCAAGGCAAAUAUGAGGAAGUUAUGGUACUCCUGCUUGCAUCGGAAGCAAACAAGCAGCCCGGGGAAGCUUACGAUGAUACGUUCUACGCGGCUCUUGAUGAAGCUCUUGAUGAAGCUUUAUUUCUGGCUCUCUUUUACGGGCACAGAAAGGUGGCUAAACUUCUUCUUCGCCGUGGUGCAAAGCCAGGAGCGCAGAUAUCACACAGUGGUAUACAUGGUGCCGCAAGCCGGGGACUCCGAAAAGAGAUCCGCAAUUAUAUCAUAAGGCACCGAGUCGACCCCGACGUCUUCGACGGAUCAGGAGGGACACCAGUCAUAUGUGCGAUGCAUCUGGAUAACCCACAUGAUUGGAAUACAAUAAAGCUUUUGUUUCCGCUAGGAGCUAACACGCAAGCGCGAGUGGGCGUUGCCACUAUCGCUCUUUUUUGGUCCUAUCCCGACUUUGCGAGGGCCAUGGGCAAGGAAAAAUUAGCAAAGCAGAUGGAAAAAGCAAUUGCGUUAGACAAGUCACAUAGGGAGAUACCGGAUUACCAUUUGAUAGAUUAG
Molecule: messenger RNA, 771 nt
Organism: Fusarium redolens
Lineage: Eukaryota; Fungi; Ascomycota; Sordariomycetes; Hypocreales; Nectriaceae
Exons: 1
Coding region: 1-771 (256 amino acids)
Molecular function (GO): protein binding
Source: RefSeq, a predicted model, not a curated record